GUCUUUCAGCAUGGCGAACUUGGCGGAAGCUACUUCUUCUCCGCAAUUUGAGAAACUGCUGCAGGACGCUGGCAAGUCCCUUGUAGUUGUCCAUUUCCUGGCACCAUGGGCUCCGCAGUGUACUCAAAUGAACGAUGUUAUGGCAGAACUAGCAAAGGAGAAUGCCCAGGUCACGUUCGUUAAGCUUGAAGCAGAAGCUGUGCCUGAGGUAUCCGAGAAAUAUGAAAUCAGUUCUGUUCCAACAUUUUUGUUCUUUAAGAAUAAUCAGAAGGUUGAUAGAUUAGAUGGUGCCAAUGCUCCGGAGCUGACCAAGAAGGUUCAUCGCCAUUCCAGUGCUGCAGUCCCCAUGGGAACGGGUGUAGCUGCUAAAGAGGAUCUAAACGGGAGGCUGAAGAAGCUGGUGAAUGCAGCACCCUGCAUGCUGUUCAUGAAGGGAUCACCCCAGGAUCCCCGCUGUGGAUUCAGCAGACAGAUAGUGGAGCUCUUCAAGCAGCACAGCAUUCAGUACAGCAGCUUUGACAUCCUGUCGGACGAGGAGGUUCGGCAGGGGCUGAAAACUUUCUCCAACUGGCCCACAUACCCGCAGGUGUACGUCAAUGGAGAACUGGUUGGGGGGUUGGAUAUUGUAAAGGAACUCGCAGAAUCAGGAGAACUGGAGAAUACCUGUCCAAAAGCAGUUACACUUGAAAACAGGCUAAAGUCACUGAUCUGUAAAAACAACGUAAUGUUGUUUAUGAAAGGAAAUAAAGAGAUGGCUAAAUGUGGAUUCAGUCGGCAGAUGAUAGACAUGUUGAACAGCACUGGUGUUGAAUAUGAUACUUUUGACAUACUGCAAGAUGAGGAAGUUAGACAAGGUCUGAAAACAUUUUCCAACUGGCCAACAUACCCUCAGCUUUAUGUAAAAGGUGAACUCAUUGGAGGACAUGAUAUAGUGAAGGAACUUAAAGAAAGCGGUGAUCUAGAGUCAGUUUUGAAAGGAGAAAACUAAUCGUCAGUGACAUCACAGAAUGAACUGCAGGAGAUUCCAGAAUUUACUCCAUAGUCAAUAUCAUAGAAGUCGGGCUGGACAUUUAAUUGCGUGUCUCAUUUUUCUUUUUCAGAUUAAUUUCUGAAAAGGAGUUGCAUUCUAAACUCAAGAUUAGUGCUAAUCGUGGUCUGUGAAAUCAGCCGAUUUAAGAUGAAUUUUUUUUUUAACCCUAACCACAAUAAAAGUGUGUGGUUUUGCGUUUGAGUUUGUCUAGUAUUUGUCUAUUGCUAAUUAGGGGGGGCAUGAAACGGCUGUUUUUGAAGAGUGUUAAAGAUAGUCGUCGUUGUAUUUAAAAUAAAGACCCCCCCCACCCCCCUCCAAAAAAAAAAACAAACCAAAAAAACACGAUGGAGUCUGGUGUGUUUGCUGCAGAAGUCUGGAGGGAUGACUGGCACUAUGCCUAUGGCAGUGUUAUGCAAUUAGCCGUUUUCAAAUACCUAUUCAUGCUGCAGUAAGCACACCUGCACUCGAGUAAAUACACUUUCUGGGCCCAAAGGACAAAGGCACAUUGUCUAUAAGGAAUAAAAUCCUUUAAAUGGCAUACAACUAGGAAGAAACAACUUGGUUGCAGCUAGAAGCAGGUUCCGAGCAAUCCCUGCUAGUUUCAAGCCUCUCAGAAAAUGUGCCCUUGUGCUUGUUGAUAAAUAGGGCCAUACGUCUAGAUUAUAUAUUAUAUGUGACUUCUUUCUAAAGUUAAUAUUUAACAAAACACAGUACUUAACAGAUAUGAAAGAUUUAGACAAACACUUAUUUAAGUUGACAAGAGGUCCAUAUGACGUCUAAUUGUUCAGGUCAGUAGUGAAAGCUAGGAAGUUUGUCUUCGGAUUCUGACACAUGACCACAAGAUGGUGUCAUUUUCCCAUAUUCCUAAAAUGCAAUGGCUUUCAUGAGGCAUUGUGCUUUUUCAUACACAGUGUGCUUUGGGUAUUCUAGAUACUAACAUUUGGCUUGGUGGUAGAUACGACUAUACAUUUUAAGUCUUAAGCUUCAUUUAGUAUAUAUUUAGCACUGUUGAGUAUUUCAUGGUUAUGGAUGAUUAAUUUUUUAAACAAAACUUGAGACAACUUUCAGCACAUAUUAAAGUGUUAGAGAACUAUUAGACUGAACUGAAAGCUGAAAUGGAGCUAUCGGCUUUUCAGACAAGGAAGGUGCUAACAAAUAACAGGGAAUUUUUCUUUCAAUUUGUAUUUUUUUAACCCUGUAUGUGCAAAAAGCAUGAUCCUUUAUAUGUUUGUGUUUAUCUGCACCAAUACCAGUAGUAUGCCAAUGUGUAAUCCUAAUUAUCCUUUAUGAAGUGUAAUUAUGGUGUGCCAAGUGAUAGUACUUUGGUGUCUGAAUGAUGAAAACAGGAGAUUGCAAGUGCAAACGCCAACCUUCGUUGAGUAGCUUUGGAAUUUAAAGUUAGGUACACAGCCACACAUGCAUAUUAAGAGAUUCGAAAGAGAUUAGAAAUCUGCUGCUAUUCUGAACAAAAGCCUAAUAGAUCCAAGAUGGAAUUCUGCUGCUUUUACAGACACUAGUAUUUUAUCUAGACACUAGUAUGCUUUUAUAAUGUAGGGUUAAUGCUCCAGACAGUCCUAACUUCAUACAGAAUGCUCACUGACCUGUAUAAUACUCUCUGUGUCCUAUAUAAUACAUCCAGUAAACCUGUCACUCAAACUUUCUUUAGAAAAUAAAUGUUUAUUUCAGAACAUCA
Messenger RNA from Polyodon spathula (Mississippi paddlefish), 2723 nucleotides. Its product is annotated as glutaredoxin-3-like. Lineage: Eukaryota; Metazoa; Chordata; Actinopteri; Acipenseriformes; Polyodontidae. The record is from RefSeq and is a predicted model, not a curated record. Bases 11 to 988 code for a protein of 325 amino acids. The transcript has 11 exons.